CAACGGUGUCCAACGUGUCGAACAUUGUGAACCUUUCUAUUCAGUGACACUCUUCACACCACCCUCAACUAGUCACCUUCACCGAAGAUUAAACUGUACAUGAUGUCUGCCACUUGGGCGACCUCAAGCCAACCAACUAUGCCUCCUGCACAGGCCAUGACUUACGCCAUUGCCGGAUGCUCGGAGCACAGCGGGAACUACGUUCCGGAAAACAUACUAGUGGACACGCCGCAGGACCCGACAAGUAGAUGGAGCGGCGCGCAGCAAUUGCCCACAGCGAAGCAAUGGAUUAUGCUGAAGUUAGAAACGCUCAGUGUUAUCAAGAGCAUAACAUUUGGAAAGUUUCACAGGAAACAUCCAUGCAACAUGAGGGAGUUCAGGGUCUACGUAGGCCUGAAUCCGCACCAUAUGGUCCAGGCGCUGCACACUCAGCUCAAGGACGAUACCGUAUACGAAACGUUUCCUUUGAAACAUGUGAAUAGCGAGGGUAUCUACUUUCCGACGCGGUUCAUCAAGAUCGUACCAGUUUCAGCGCAUGGGAUGAGCUUUCAUAUUUCGAUCUGGUAUGUCUCUAUUUCAGGCACAGCCGAUCCUUUAUACAUCGACAACAUCCGCUCGCGAUACGAGGAGUACCGAGAAACCGUAGUGCUCCGCCACGUACUUAAGCAUUUGAGGCAGCGGAGAUUGUUGACACCCUAUCAAAACAUAUUGGCGCGCUCGAACAUCCAGGUCGAGCACCCCAUUGUGACAGCCCUGCACUCGAGCCUUGUUCUCCAAGGGAAUUGGACCGAUUCCGAGACCCGUCUCUUGGAAGCAUCUUCAGCCGGCCUUCUGGAUGCUUAUAUUCAAUUCUGUCAACCACACUCGCAGUGGAAACGUCUUCAUGGCGUGGACGCGGACGGCGAUGCACCGAGCAAACGCGGUGGCCACGCAAUGGCACUCGACCCCGAAAAUGGUCUAAUCUAUCUCCUCGGAGGCUGGGACGGGCAGAAAAGCCUAGACGAUUUCUGGGUGUACGACGUGACUGCUGAGCGAUGGCGUGUGAUAAGCCAUAGCACGUCUGCCGAGAAGAACGGGCCCAUCGCUAGGUCGUGUCAUAAGAUGGUAUAUGACACGAAGUCGGGGUGCAUCUAUCUCUUGGGUCGACUUGGCGAUGGGGAUAUUCUGAAGCCGGAAGAACAUCAGGAACUGUUAAGAAGAGCGGGUGAGAUACCGGAUGGGUCGAGGUCCACUCCGUACUGCUCGGAAUUUUUCCGAUAUCAUACGCGAGGACUGGAUGUUGGGAAAUGGGAUCUGUUGUCGUUUGAUACGGCGGCCUCCGGUGGCCCACCACUCAUCUUCGACCAUCAAAUGGUGAUGGACUGCGAGGCGCAAAUCUUGUACGUUUCUGGGGGCCGAGUGGUCGAUGGGGAUUGGGAUUCGCCAAAGUACUCUGGCAUGUAUAGCUACAACGUCCGCACGAGCAAAUGGAAACUCCUACAACCCCAACCUGCAUUGUCAAUGUCAUCAUCGGUGCAGCCGCCUAUCUCACCCCGCUUUGGCCAUUCGAUGGUUCUUGACACAAUGUCGCACACCCUUUUUAUUUUCGCAGGGCAGCGCGAUGAUAAGUAUCUGUCCGACAUGUACGCCUACGACAUCGCGAGCAACACAGUCACGGAAUUGUUCAGCAAUUUCAGCACAAGUGGGGGACCCGAUGCAUGUUUCACUCAGCGGGCGAUCAUUGACGGACGGUUGAAGGAGAUUUAUGUAUUCUGUGGUUUGACUCGUGCGCAGCCCGCCUCUGCGCUUACUAGCUUACGCGCCGACACGCCGAAUUGGGUGUAUCAGUACACGCACCCUUCCAAGCCUGGAAAGUGGACGAAAAUAUUGCCUGAACCGAUACAGGAGGGCGGGGAGCCUGUUGAAGUUCCUCUUCCGCGAUAUGCGCAUCAAGUGGUAUACGAUGAGGGGAAGAAACGCGUGUUUAUGCAUGGCGGAAAUGCGGGGGAGGUGAGUGCACCGGCGGAGGAUGUUGAGCCGGAAGUAGAGGCAAGUGGCGAUGAGGAGCGUCCUAGGAGUGGUGAAGAGGAUCGUCCGAGCAGGGUGUUGAAGGAGACGAGGCUGGAUGACUUUUGGACUAUGAAGCUAUUGAGAGCUGCACAUGAGGAAAUUAUCAGGCGAGCAAAGUACCAGAUUCGACAACAGCAGUUCCGAGAGAUGUGCGAAGAGCAACCCGCAGUAAAAGCGCUGCGCUUUCUACAAACUGAAGUAUCUGCGGUGGUGGACCACAAAAGCCCCGAGGAGACGAGCGUUUUCAGAGCACUCCUAGGACAUCUCUUCUCGACUCCGAUUACAACGGAUGACAGCUCCACUGAGUCUACAGGCACACCCAAAGACGAUACCCUUGAAGAGCCGCCCAAAAAACGUUCGCGCCCAAACACGCCCGAUGAGGCUUGGACGAGUCGACUAGAUGAUGAAGAUGACGACGAGAUGCCUGGCGCAAGUACAUCAGCCACUGUCGCUUCUAGUGGCCAGAAGCGGCGGUACGCACUCCUUUCGAUGGAAGAAGAUCCCGAAGAGACCGCAUUACGGGAUGCUUCGACGAAGCCGCUCUCGCCCGAGCGGUUUAGGCAGCGCACGGAGGUGUUUGAGAGUUUGUUGCAAUUUGUGGGGGAAGAUGGGAAGCAGCCUAUGGGAUCGCUUUUGGAUAUGGUUGAUGCGGAGGAUGGGAUAUGAGGUUGGUGGUGUGUGAUUGACAUUUUUGUUUUGUUUUGUUGUCGGUUUGAAGUUAUUUGAGGCGUAUGUUGUUUUUGAUAGGUUUGUUGUGGAGGCCGCAUACACUUGGCAUAUUAUCAAAAUUAUUGGGCUUGAACCUCGAGAUGAAAA
Suillus clintonianus is the source of this 2865-nucleotide messenger RNA. Its product is annotated as Muskelin N-terminus-domain-containing protein. Bases 100 to 2715 code for a protein of 871 amino acids. Lineage: Eukaryota; Fungi; Basidiomycota; Agaricomycetes; Boletales; Suillaceae. Gene Ontology annotation, molecular function: protein binding. The transcript has 12 exons. Gene Ontology annotation, cellular component: cytoplasm. The record is from RefSeq and is a predicted model, not a curated record.